Anopheles gambiae (African malaria mosquito) is the source of this 845-nucleotide messenger RNA. RefSeq lists its product as uncharacterized. Lineage: Eukaryota; Metazoa; Arthropoda; Insecta; Diptera; Culicidae. The transcript is spliced from 5 exons. The coding region runs from base 132 to 737 and encodes 201 amino acids. The record is from RefSeq and is a predicted model, not a curated record.
CAAAUGGGCUAAACUGGUGGAAUGUAAAGUACAUCUAUGAAGGGCUGAUCUUACAACCAGGAAAUCAAAAUGUUGCACUCUACGACGUGUCGUGCAUAUUCGGUUUCUUCAUAAUUGCCACCAGCGUCGGUAUGCAGAUUGUAUCGUACCUGCCCUGCCUCACACAAGCGACAAACGCCAAGACCAAAUUGUGCAUCAUCAUGUUACUGAGCGGUAUGAUGUUGGGGACUGCAUGGUAUAUGGUGCGGGUGGAUAUUCGCGCAACGUAUGCGUUAUUUGUUUUGAGCGAAAUUUCCCUGCAUAUCGUCUGGCCGCUCGCAAAUGACAUUCUGCGGUCGGUCGUUGAACCGGCGAGACAACCAACCGCGGUAUCCUUCCAGAAUCAUAUCAGGUCACUAUGUGUUUUUGUUGUUGUUGGCCCGAUUAAUUUUUAUUUUCAAUCUGUGCUGGGAUCGGUUCAGACCGUGAACGAUAUGCUAACCGAGACCAGUUUCUCGGGAGAACAUUCCUGGAAGCUGCAGAUCCUUGCCAAGAAUUAUGCCCUACUCAAAUUAUUCUUUGUUGGUGUUGGCUUCAUUUUCUUCCUCGUGACGUUCUGCAUCGGUCGGGAUCGGGCACGCGUCGAAGCGGUGGUGCCAGGCAAUCAACCAAAUUAUACAUUGGACGUCUCCGCAUUGGAAGUCGGAUCCGCAUCUAACCUGGAAGCCGCGAUACCACCACCAAACACACCACAGUGAAAAGUAUUCUGCACUGGUGGAGAAAUGGCGAAAUAAUUUCGCUGAGCCCUUUUCUCCAGAGCACAAUAUAAGCUAAUUCGCGUUGACUUUGCACCCUGCACCCAGCAC